CUUGAUUCAAAUUUGUGCCUGGCUUUAUCGAUUUCGCUUCUUGUCAUCGUCUGUUCUAGAAACUCAAAGCUGAGCACUGUGAUCCUGACAGAAGACCGCAAUGGCUGCCAGGUCAAAAGAAGAAAAGCUCCAGUGUUUUAACUGUCCAAUGUGUCUUGAUGUCUUAAAGAACGCUACCCUCCUUAGCUGUGGCCAUUCCUUCUGCAGGGGUUGUUUAGAAGCAUAUGACAAGCAGCUAAAGGACCUGAAUCACAUUGUCUGUCCAGUCUGCAGGAAGACGACCAAGCUGGAUCAAGAACGGGUCGCAGGAUUGACACCAAAUUUUCUAGCAAAAGGUCUAGAAGAUAUCCUCAAAGUGGACGGCAGUGCACAAAAUCAAGAAAAUGAUCUAUCAAAGUUCUGUCCAUUACAUAGUCAUGUCUAUAAAGACAUUUACUGCCAGCCCUGUAGUGAAUUCAUCUGCCUUACAUGCUAUAUUGACAGCCAUCAAGGUCACAAGAUUAAGAAGCAGGAGGAGUUAGAAAAGGAGUUAAAGACCAUGAGAGAUGCUCUUCUUGAGAAGAGUAUGACAAAAAAGACCCAUUUUGAACAUUGUUUGAGCGAGGCUACCCUACAAAGAGAUGUCUUGAGUUCCCAUCUGAGUGGCUUGGAGGGGGAAGUCAGAAUUGCCUUUGCCAACAAGGUGGCAACUCUCCAGCAAAAUGAGGAAGAAUUACUAGAGAAGAUAGGAAACAUCAGGGAAUUAUUGUCUGGGCAUUGGGAGAACUGUAUAUGUCACUGCACAGAAGUAAUAAGUAGGAUCAGUAAUUCUGUCAAACUCUUAACCCAUCAUGCAAGUAAGCCUUUAGAUCAUGAUAUGAUUAAAGCUGUCCAUCUGACAUGUGCUGAUCUAGAGGAUUCACUGAAGGAGGCCACUCUUGAAGAGUCUACAAAACAUGUUAAAGAUAUACAAAAUAAUGUCCAGUUUCGUCCGGCUGGGGAUGAGCUUCUUGCCCUAGGUUGUAUACAUCUCGGCGACAACGACAUAGAGGCUAGUAGAAUUAUAAAUAAGACAGAUGAUGCUGGAGUUUCUGAAGAAGCGGGAGUGCCACCAGCUAGCAGUCUGGAAACCGGGAAUGCCAUGCAACAUAUGAAGACUACUGGUAGAAGGCGUAGGAAAAACAGGGGAAGAAGAAAGAAGCAAGCUGGCAGUGAAGCAUUAUUGAAUAAUUCAAUGAGUACAUGUAUUGUAAGAACAAGGGCUUUCCCUUUGGGUACAGGACGCUUGUUCGGACUCGCAGCUCUGUCGAAGGAUGCAGUGGUUUUAGGAUACGCCAUGGACCGGAAAGGUUGUUACCGCUUUACUCUGUCAGGUGAUGAGGAUCAAUACCUUGGGAGUGAGGUGGGUGACGUCUAUGAUGUUGCUUUACUUUCAGGUGGCAGGACAAUCGUAUCAAAGCAAGGAGAUGAAUUCUUUGUAUACAACACUGUCAGCGGGAGCAGUAGUGGCAAGAGGUACGCUUGCAAGCAAUCUGGAGGAUUCGUCCGGGUGUGCACCGAUCAGCAUGACAACAUCUACGCCGUAAAUAUAAAGCCAGAGAUCUGCAUCUUCCACGGUAGCAAUCCUAAUCCACAGAGAGUGGUCCCCACUGGGGAUAUCCGACCGAAGCAGAUCUGUGUUACCACGACUGGCAUAAUGAUCACCAGUACCGGUGACAUUACGCCUAGCACGGUCACUGUCUUUGACCGGGAUGGUCGCGUAGGCACUUCCAUCGUAGCAACCCAUGAUGAUGAGUUUGUGUAUGCUACGGUAGACAGCCUCGAUAGAGUUCUGGUAGCAACGGUGGUGAAUUAUUCAGAUGUGCUGAGACUAACAAGGUACAGGCUGCAAGGAAUCCGGCUAGUUGAGGAGGUGAGGUUCCAAUACCAACAACUCACAUUGACUUGGCCAAUACAAAGCAGUAUGCUCUUGAGUUCUCUGUUCUACAUUGUCAGUCUUACACCCACCAUGGUUGCUAUAGCUACCCGGCACGAUCUCAUUUUCAUACAGCUAGGGAUUUAAGUAGUAGACAGUUUGGUCAUUCCAACCUGGGCCCUGUUUCAUGAAACUUGUUAUCAAUAACAAGUUACAAUACAUGUUAUAAACUACUGAUGUCCUUACAUCAUUGGCUCAGAGCAAAGUCGUCUUAUUAUUUUUUAACAUUUGUAAUUAAUAAGAAGUUUUAUGAAACCGAGCCUGGGUUAAUAGGUUGCCUGAAAUGAAAUAGAAUAAUGAUCCAUGAAGGUUAUUUCAGAUAUGAUGUGGUGAACUGAAGCAGUUUUUAUUUGUAUCUCGGAAUGUGUAAAUUGAAUGGCAACUGCGCACAGCAAAGGCCUCACAAGUAGUCUCUGAGCUCUGUGUUAUCCAUAAGAUGCAUAAACGGGCAGCAUAUUGUGCUUGUUUCACCAUAACAAAUAAUGUCCAGCGAUUUUAAUGGCUAUCCAACAAAAUCGACAGUCUUUCGAAACAGUGUUUGGGAUAUGUAAAUGAGCCUACUGUGACAUGAAUACACGCUAAAGGCUUAUUAUUCAGUGAUAUUUGUGAAUGAAAAGUUGUUUGACAUAAUUAUCUAAAUAAAAGUUUGAGUAAUAUCCAAUCAAGGUAGUGAUUGUAUAUUUGUAUACCCAAUCCAAAAUUCCUAAUCCUAAUAAUAUUACCUCUAUGUAAAGAAAAGUAUGAUUUUCAACAAUUAUGAUUUUUUUUUUUUGCAUUCUGGAAAUCUUUAUAUUUCCCAUAUUAAGCUUCCUGUCAAACUACAUACAACUUGUUCCCAAAGUCUCCCAGAUGCAGGCACAGUAAAGGCAUACAGAUUAG
Molecule: messenger RNA, 2833 nt
Organism: Strongylocentrotus purpuratus (purple sea urchin)
Lineage: Eukaryota; Metazoa; Echinodermata; Echinoidea; Camarodonta; Strongylocentrotidae
Product: E3 ubiquitin-protein ligase TRIM50
Exons: 2
Coding region: 101-2041 (646 amino acids)
Biological process (GO): positive regulation of DNA-templated transcription
Cellular component (GO): nucleoplasm; chromatin
Molecular function (GO): zinc ion binding; ubiquitin-protein transferase activity
Source: RefSeq, a predicted model, not a curated record